CAAACGAAAAGCAACACCUCCCCCCUUUUAUUUUCAAAAGCAGCUUGAAAAAAAAAAUAUAUAACAAAACAGCAGCCAACCAAGUGGGUCCGAACCCAGCCCCCUGAGGCCGAGUCCUUGCCUCUGUCAGCGUGGGGUAUGGCCUCCAACAGCAUCUUCGACUCCUUCCCCAACUACACACCGACCUUCAUCCGAGACCCGAGCACCAGCCGCCGCUUCACUCCCCCCUCCACGGCCUUCCCCUGCGGCGGCGGCAAGAUGGGCGAGAAUAGCGGCGCGCUGAGCGCGCAGGCUGCCGCGGGCCCCGGCGGCCGCACCCGGCCCGAGGUGCGCUCGAUGGUGGACGUGCUGGCCGACCACGCGGGAGAGCUCGUGCGCACCGACAGCCCCAACUUCCUCUGCUCCGUGCUGCCCUCGCACUGGCGCUGCAAUAAGACCCUGCCGGUCGCCUUCAAGGUGGUGGCACUGGGGGACGUGCCUGAUGGAACGGUGGUGACAGUGAUGGCCGGCAAUGAUGAGAAUUACUCGGCUGAGCUGCGCAAUGCUUCCGCUGUCAUGAAGAACCAAGUGGCCAGGUUCAAUGACCUCCGCUUUGUGGGCCGCAGUGGGAGAGGGAAGAGUUUCACGCUCACAAUCACCGUGUUCACCAACCCUACUCAAGUGGCCACCUACCACCGAGCCAUCAAGGUCACCGUGGAUGGACCCCGGGAACCCCGACGGCAUCGGCAGAAGAUAGAAGACCAGACCAAGGCCUUCCCCGACCGCUUUGGAGACCUGCGCAUGCGUGUAACACCAAGCACCCCUAGCCCCCGCGGCUCACUCAGCACCACAAGCCAUUUCAGCAGCCAAGCCCAGACCCCAAUCCAAGGCUCAUCAGACCUGAACCCCUUCUCGGACCCCCGCCAGUUUGACCGCUCCUUCCCUACGCUGCAAAGCCUCACAGAGAGCCGCUUCCCAGACCCCAGGAUGCACUACCCGGGCGCCAUGUCUGCCGCCUUCCCCUACAGCGCCACGCCGUCGGGCACCAGCCUGGGCAGCCUGAGCGUGGCGGGCAUGCCGGCCAGCAGCCGCUUCCACCACACCUACCUCCCGCCGCCCUACCCCGGGGCCCCGCAGAGCCAGAGCGGGCCCUUCCAGGCCAACCCCGCGCCCUACCACCUCUUCUACGGCGCCUCCUCCGGCUCCUACCAGUUCUCCAUGGCGGCUGCGGGCGGUGGCGAGCGCUCGCCCACCCGCAUGCUGACCUCCUGCCCCAGCGGCGCCUCGGUGUCCGCGGGCAACCUCAUGAACCCCAGCCUGGGCCAGGCUGAUGGCGUGGAGGCCGACGGCAGCCACAGCAACUCACCCACGGCCCUGAGCACGCCGGGCCGUAUGGACGAGGCCGUGUGGCGGCCCUACUGAGCACCCUGGGGACUCGCAGGCCACCCGAACCCGGCUUUCCAGCUCUAGGCUACAGGAAGAAACAGACUUUGGCCUGGUCCCAGGGGCCAGAGCUGGCGAUGGCUCCCAGAGCUCUGUCCAGCAACAAGUUUGAGCAGACGAUGUGGGGACCUCUUCCAGGACACUGCCCCAGCCCAGACCCACCUCUGUUGUCUCCAGUCAUGCCUAGGAUUAUCUCCUGAGUCAGAGGCUACCCCUGCACAUGAGGAAGGCCUUUGUUAGCAAGAGAAGCUCAGGCUCAAAAGAUGCCCAAAUUCCCUCUCUCUCUCCCUGCCCCCUGGGGACCAGCCCUCCCUCAGCAUCCAUACUCAUCAAAUCAACCAGAAACCCCAACUCCUGAGAUGACUUCACUGUAGAGAGGGAAGCCAGGACACACCCACACCAGUCCCAAACUUGACUUGCCCAUUACCCCAGGUAAGCUGUCCUUGGCUAGUUCUAGCUUACCUGAAGACACAGGCCCCAGAGCAAACUCAUCCUUGGUGGGGGGUCACUAAAGUGAGGAAGGCCUCAACACCUCCAAGCACAUUCCAGCCUGAAGGGCCAACUCGGUUCUCGGCAGAAAGUCUUACCGUGGGAAGCAUCCCUGCUCAUGGCUCACUAGUCCCAGCCAAGCUGUGUCCCGGGCCUUACCUCCCAACUUGCAGCCCCACUUGCUACGUGUUUGUACCUAGAAGCAAAAGAAAAAGUGACUUCAUCGUGCAUUUUAAAACAAGGUCUGUGAUAGGUGAAGUUUGUGUAUAUGAAAACCCCGCCUCGGCAGGCUCCUGCCACCCUCGGACCUCACAGAAGGGGACCAGGGGCUCCAGGAGGCCUUGUGGAGGCUCUGUUGAGGUGUGCAAUGGCAGAACAGUGUCCAGGCAGAGGUCAAAUGGGAAGGGAGGACUUGGCCUGGAGCCUGGGUCAUGGGGACUGUGGGAGAUUGUCAGUGGGAUAGGUUUAAAAGCUUUACCAGAGCUGGCCCACAGGUGGUUUUUCAAACUGAGAGAGCCACAUCCUCUGUAGCCUUGGAACUCUCCUCUAGAAGGCUCCUUAGUGAUGGUCUCUGUGGUUGUGCUUGGCCUUCCCCAUUGCCCACACCUGUAACAGCCACAUAUACACUCUGGUAGGUCAGAGGAUCCUGCCAAUCCUGUGCAGAUACCUCCUGUUACAGUUUCUUUUGUCCCAUCCUUAUGGGGGGGGGGAAUACCAAAACAUUUUGUCUCUUGGAAGUAGCUGAGUUAGCCUUCCAGCUCCUCAUCUAGGCCAUCUAGGGCGGGGCCUCCUCACCUCUUCUCAGGAAGCAGCUAUAGCCCAUUGCCCUCCUACCUGCCUCUGCUACUGGUCCAUGGUGUAGACUGGCCCAUACUACCAAGGAAGACACCUUUCAGGGUCCUAGCACCUAGCACCGUGCAAGCCACCCCAGGCAACUGCCCUUCUUGAUAUCCAAAAGCAGCUAAAGAUGGAAAAUACACACACACCAUUACUCCUCUUCCCCAUCCUUGAUUAACAGUGACAGCUGAGUCUGUUGGUCCUACAGUGAGUACAGGCAGCCUGGGCUGGUAAAAAUGGGUCCUAUUCUCAAGGCUACUUGAAAGUGCUACUUGGAAGCACUGGAUAGAAAGAAAGCACAAGGAAGCUAAGGGGUUGAUACAAUGUCACUGUAAGUGUGUGUGUGUGUGGGGGGUACUGAUCCUUUGUGACAUUGUUACCCUGAAGUAUCCUACCGGCUAUGAGCAGGUCUUCCUGAAGCAGGCUCAGAGUUGAGGGGGAGGAGGGGACCUGCUUUGCACUAUAGGCUGCUUGGUGUGUUUGUUUUUUAUGCACAACUUGCUUGUACAGUCAACUGCCCAUCUUGGGUACUAUUUAACUGUAAAAUGAAAAUUGUAUUUGUUACAAUAAUAUAACAGAUGCCUUCAA
Messenger RNA from Phodopus roborovskii (desert hamster), 3336 nucleotides. It is a transcript of the gene Runx3, whose product is annotated as RUNX family transcription factor 3. The coding region runs from base 139 to 1401 and encodes 420 amino acids. The transcript has 6 exons. Gene Ontology annotation, biological process: regulation of transcription by RNA polymerase II; regulation of cell differentiation; hemopoiesis. Gene Ontology annotation, molecular function: ATP binding; DNA-binding transcription factor activity, RNA polymerase II-specific; RNA polymerase II cis-regulatory region sequence-specific DNA binding. The record is from RefSeq and is a predicted model, not a curated record. Gene Ontology annotation, cellular component: nucleus. Lineage: Eukaryota; Metazoa; Chordata; Mammalia; Rodentia; Cricetidae.